Messenger RNA from Geodia barretti, 1934 nucleotides. The record is from the annotation of a GenBank genome assembly. Lineage: Eukaryota; Metazoa; Porifera; Demospongiae; Tetractinellida; Geodiidae.
CGAGGCGGGUUGCUACUACUCAUACCAGCCCGACCCAAAUAGCAGUCCGUCAUGCCGCACAAUCCAAGUGUGCUUCUGACGGUUCUCGCCCGAUUCCGGGUUGAGCAACACAUAGUCCACCCAAUGACCCGCCUCAGUGGCGCUCUGUAAGUCGUCGCCAUAGAAAUACCCCGUGGCGUCCACACGGAGGCUGGGAUCACGCCCUCGAAACUGCGGGUUAUGGUGGGCUAUCGUGUAGCCGUCUGGGUCGAUGAUGAAGACGUACCACUGGCCGUCAACACUCUCCUUGGUGUUGUAGUAGGCGACGGUCUCCUCCAGGCCGAGGGCGACGUAGAGGUUCAUGGCCUGCUGCACGAAGGCCUUGGUGUAGGCGGGGGCGUCGGACUUGCCGGGGCCGCGUUCGUACCAGCCGGAGCCGAAGGUAAUGCCGUCGUGGAUCACCACCCAGGAGUGCUUGGUCUCCACAACGCCAGAGGCGGGAUUGGCAUAGGUGUAGUCGAACCAGGCGCCGUCCUGGUCGGCGGAGGCGGCGACGGCGGACCCGGUGGGGUAGGAGUUGGGUCCCAGAGCCUGGGAGACGUGCUUGCCCACCAGGUCGGGGUCGGGGGCAUGAGCGAUGAUGGUCUGGUUCUCAUCGAUGAUGAAGACGUACCACUGGCCGUCAACGCUCUCCUUGGUGUUGUAGUAGGCGACGGUCUCCUCCAGGCCGAGGGCGACGUAGAGGUUCAUGGCCUGCUGCACGAAGGCCUUGGUGUAGGCGGGGGCGUCGGACUUGCCGGGGCCGCGUUCGUACCAGCCGGAGCCGAAGGUAAUGCCGUCGUGGAUCACCACCCAGGAGUGCUUGGUCUCCACAACGCCAGAGGCGGGAUUGGCAUAGGUGUAGUCGAACCAGGCGCCGUCCUGGUCGGCGGAGGCGGCGACGGCGGACCCGGUGGGGUAGGAGUUGGGUCCCAGAGCCUGGGAGACGUGCUUGCCCACCAGGUCGGGGUUGGGGGCAUGAGCGAUGAUGGUCUGGUUCUCAUCGAUGAUGAAGACGUACCACUGGCCGUCAACACUCUCCUUGGUGUUGUAGUAGGCGACGGUGGCAUCUAGUCCUUCCGAUUCGUAUCUGCUGAUGGCGUCUCUUACUAGGAACUUGGUGUAGUCGGCGGGCGUCGACUUGGGAGGUACGGUCGCCGUGGCAUAACCCGUGUCCAACUGCUCCUGUAUCUGCUCAAUGAGAGACGCGACGGUGGCCUCAUCCACGAGGGCGGGUGCGCCCGCGGGCCCUGGAGGUCCGGCUGGUCCGGGUGCGCCUGAGGAGCCCUGCGGCCCGGGAGGCCCCUGCCCCCCAGCGGGCCCGGCGGCUCCCUGGCAGGCAGCAAUUGACAGGAUAAGAGCGAUGAUCGGGAUUACUGUGAUUAGGCGCGCAUUGUCAGAUCUCCUGGUUGCGACGGGCGGCGCCGGACCUCACGGUGGCGAAUACUGCCGCUGCGCCGGAAGUGUCCGAGUCAAACUUCAGCCCGCGGAAGCGCAUACGCCGCUGCCAAGUCGUUGUUGCUCUGUGUGGCCCAAUCGACGUACUCAAAAUCGGAAUGGGCGGUGGCCGUGCCCUCAUCGGUUUUCCACGCGAUAAUGAAGUCAUAAGCCGGUUGCCCGAUCAUAUUGAGCGUGCUGAGCGUAGCAUUCAACCGCCUCGCUAUCACCCUGACGGAGUCGCCCGGCGUGAUGGUAGUAGUGGGGCCGGUCCAUUCCGGUAGGAAACGGACUUGGCGGGGAUGCAAGGUGACGAAAAUCGUGGGGGAGGGGUAGAAUGUUUGUGCUAGGCACCUCGGCUAUGGCGGCCUCAAACGCGGGCGCUGCUGCAGUCGGGGCCGGGUCGCCUGCUGUCUCUAGUUCAGGCAGUCGCUUAUCGAACGCCCAGCGAACAUCUCCAAAAUUCAUUGGUUGAAGAC